AUAAUGCAUCAGAAUUUGGAGAAACAAAGAAAAUGUUUAUGAUAAUAUCUGCUUUGGUUAUUUGGAAAUGUUUACGAGAAUUAGUGAAAAGGCAGCAAUAUGGGUUGAUUGAUAGCGUUGUUCUUAUCGGUGCACCUAUUUCGUCUACACCAGUUUCUAAAUGGGAAGAAGUUUCUAGUGUAAUAUCUCGCCGUUUCGUCAAUGCAUAUGCAACCAAUGAUAUUGUUCUUGCAUUGAUUUACCGAAUGCAUUCAUUAGAUUUAAAUGUUGCUGGACUUUCACCAGUGAAUUGUUCUGGUGUAGAAAAUUUUGAUAUUACAGAGUAUACAACUGGACAUUUAGGAUAUC
Molecule: messenger RNA, 348 nt
Organism: Racocetra fulgida
Lineage: Eukaryota; Fungi; Glomeromycota; Glomeromycetes; Diversisporales; Gigasporaceae
Source: the annotation of a GenBank genome assembly